Molecule: messenger RNA, 1978 nt
Organism: Danio rerio (zebrafish)
Lineage: Eukaryota; Metazoa; Chordata; Actinopteri; Cypriniformes; Danionidae
Source: RefSeq, a predicted model, not a curated record
UCCUGUAAGCUUUAUCAAUGGCUGGUUUUGGGUUUCUGAACAUAAUCUCUCAAUGGGAUGCAUUGUGGAGACUGCCUGUGGAUUCAGGAUAAAUGUGAGUCUGCAGGAUUUGCCAGAGUUUUAUGUGUCACAUCAUUCAGCGGGCUUGUUUUAGCUGUAGUGCACAGAAUAAAAACCUCAAAGCCUUUACCGUUGAAACAUCCUUCGCUCAGAGUUUUUCGUUCACAGCUCAGGAGACUGUAAGUUCUCAGCUGGGUUUCAUGCAUUAUAAGAAAGAUUUCAGCCUGAAGUCCUGCUCAUCUCCAUCUUUUCAGUGACCAUGUUAAACAUCCCCUCUGACUACAAAUCGCUCAAACAGGAACAGCUAUAGAAAUGCGCUGGACAUCAAUAUCAGCCACAGCGAAGGCAGUUCUGACUCUCUGAAAAUGCAAAUGUGAUGCCAUAACAUCUGCUCUGAUACAUUGAUUGCUUUGUUUUCAUUUGAAAUGGCUGACAAUCAGAUCAGUCUGCCAGCUAAACUCAUCAAUGGAGGCAUUGCUGGACUGAUUGGCGUCACUUGUGUUUUUCCAAUUGAUCUGGCAAAAACACGCCUUCAAAACCAGCAAAAUGGAUCACGUGUAUACACUAACAUGUCUGACUGUCUGAUGAAAACCGUGCGGUCUGAAGGAUUCACUGGGAUGUACAGAGGGGCUGCUGUUAAUCUGGCUCUUGUGACUCCAGAAAAGGCCAUCAAACUGGUCGCCAAUGAUUUCUUCAGACAGCAGCUCUCCAAAGACGGGGAGAAGUUGACGCUGGUUAGAGAAAUGUUAGCAGGUUGUGGUGCUGGGACCUGUCAGGUGAUUAUAACCACUCCGAUGGAGAUGCUGAAGAUCCAGUUGCAGGAUGCCGGCAGAUUAGAGGCCCAGAGGAAGAUGAUUGGUCCGGAUGCUGUAAGGGGCCGGGCCAAAGACCGCACUGUUCAUUUGAAGUCUCCCUCAGCUCUCCAGCUCUCCAGAAAUCUGCUGAAGCACAAAGGCAUCGCUGGUCUCUAUACGGGACUGGGGGCCACUCUAUUACGGGAUGUGCCCUUUUCUAUCAUCUACUUCCCACUGUUUGCUAACCUGAAUAGUCUGGGCAGAAGAAACGCUGAUGGUUCGGCUCCGUUUUACAUCUCUUUCCUGUCCGGCUGUUUUGCAGGCUGCGCCGCAGCGGUUGCGGUCAAUCCUGUGGAUGUGAUAAAGACCAGGCUUCAGUCUUUGUCCCGAGGACAUCAUGAGGACACUUACAGUGGAGUCAGAGACUGUAUCAGUAAGAUUCUCCGUCACGAGGGUCCGUCUGCUUUCUUAAAGGGGUCUUACUGUCGUGCACUGGUCAUCGCGCCGCUGUUUGGCAUCGUACAGGUGGUUUAUUUCCUCGGAGUUGGUGAAUUUGUUCUCAGCCUCCUGCACGGACAAAUACACUGAAUCUUUACUAUGGAUGGAGGUGCUGAUCUUAGAACAGCUACUUGUAUAUGAAAGGAUAGUUCACCCUAAAAUGAAAAUUUACUCAUUAUUUACUAACCCUCACGAAGUUCCAAAGUUUCUUUCUUCUGCUGAAAAAAAAGAAAGAAGAUAUUUAGAAGAAUGCUGAAUAUCUGUAACUAUUAACUCCCUUAGACGGAAAAACAAAUGGAAGUGAGUGGUUUCCAAAUAUUUGUUUUGAACAAGUGGAGGGUGAGUAAAUUAUGACAGAAGAACUAUAAAAUGAAAUAAAAAAAACUAAAUAAACAUGAAUAUAAACAGAACUAUCCCUUUAAAAUGCAGCAGUAAUAACCAAAUGUAAAAAAAAAACAUUGAAAAGAACUACAUUGAAAAUCAAGUUCUAUAGUCGGCACAAUCGACUGAGGGAUAGUUCACUCAAAAAGUAAUUUUGGCCACAUUACAGAACAGCAUUCAGUCUUUGCACAGAAUGCAAACCUGUAAUGCAUUAUAAUGUGUGGAUUAAAAAAGUCCAGAGACCA